Molecule: messenger RNA, 881 nt
Organism: Daldinia decipiens
Lineage: Eukaryota; Fungi; Ascomycota; Sordariomycetes; Xylariales; Hypoxylaceae
Exons: 1
Coding region: 1-828 (275 amino acids)
Source: RefSeq, a predicted model, not a curated record
AUGUUCAACACGAUGUUAGAUCAAGCGCAGUCCCCAUUCUUCUCUCUUCCGGGCGAGCUGCGCAAUAAAAUCUACGAGUAUUACCACAUCGAUACACCAGCAAGCUAUGAGUACAAUGGCGUCCUCCGUCCUCGGGAGGUUGCCUCGGCACUCUCUAACCCACAUGGUCUUCCCAAGACCUGUAAGCGAGCAUACAGCGAAGCUUAUGACAUGCUCUGCGCUUCCCACGCAGAAAUCACUGCCAUUACGUACCCCGAUUUCCGCCCUGGCUCUGUCCGUAUUUCAAGCGACGGUAUUUUUCAACCUUCUCGGCUUCGCUCCCUCGAUGUCACCUACAUUUAUGAUAUUAGACCUUCUUGUGACAAUCUGUUCUUUUGCCUCGUGUGGUUUGCCCAGGUAGCCCCUAAUAUCCGUCGAUUAAAGAUUACAGUCGACCACGGCACCCUCGUCUUUCCUCGCCCUGUAUGGACAGCACGAGGGUGCAUCCUAACAACAUUUAACAGGAUCGUUCUGCCGGUCGUAAGUUUUAGGCAACUCGAAUCCGUCGAAUUGCACGGCCGCCUUGAUGCUGAUAUGGCCAAGCUUUUACAUAUGCGACUUACUCGUGCGUCCAUGGACGAGCAGGUGAAAUUGUAUAGAGUUAUACCACGCGAACCCACUGGGCCAGUCAUAACGUAUGAAUCUGUUCCGGUGGAAGCUGCGAAUCUGGAGUUGGCACCAAACGACGAGACCUUUUACGAUUCGUUGGACUCCAAUCUGUACAUAAUGAGCAUAGCCGAAGCUGAAGAGGUAAUGCACCUUUGGUUCUCGGACAACCCGCACUAUUGAAGCACUAGAUUUAUCAGAAUGAACGAGGAGUCUAUAACAGACGAAGAAAGUCA